This is a messenger RNA of Sardina pilchardus (European sardine), 1929 nucleotides long. RefSeq names its product transmembrane protein 151B (gene tmem151a). Lineage: Eukaryota; Metazoa; Chordata; Actinopteri; Clupeiformes; Clupeidae. Bases 340 to 1929 code for a protein of 529 amino acids. The record is from RefSeq and is a predicted model, not a curated record. The transcript has 4 exons.
ACUCACUGAUCUUUGCACGACGCUUCAUGUGAGCGUACUGGGUAUUUUUUUCUUCUUUAUUUUCAGAGUAAGCUGUCAUAGCAUCGUAAACAGCAUCCCAAAGCAAUAGAUGCAAACAGCGACUGCGGUGACGUGGUGACCACCGCGCGCUGAUGAGAAUGCACCCGCUUCGGCGAUGCUACCUCCGGGGAGUCUCCUCAGAGCUGGCGCUAAAUGGACUGAAGAGCCUCGCGGGGAGGUCCCGUUGGUGGACCGUGGGUCUGUGUGAGUCUUGGACCUGUCUCCUAUGUUGACAUCGCUAGACAUCGAGCCUAAAUCAACAGAGAGACGGGAGGACUGAUGAUGCCAGGGGUGACGGUGACCGGAGAGACACCCACAUUGAACGGGGGCGGAAGAGAGGAGCAGCGGCCCCUGAAGCAGUCCCUGGGCGGCUCGCUGUGUCGGGAGUCGCACUGGAAAUGCCUGCUGCUGACGCUGCUGAUGAUCGGCUGCUUCUGCACGCUGGGCUGGUGCUCUCUGUACCGCGUGGCCGUCAUGGCGGCCGACGACCAAGGCCACGCCUACUUCUACGGCGACGCGGCGCGCGUCUACCUGGACAGCCCGUGCUCCAACGGCUACGUCUACAUCCCCGUGGCCUUCCUGGCCAUGCUCUACAUCGUCUACCUGGUGGAGUGCUGGCACUGCUACUCCAAGACGGCGCACCUGCCGCAGGUGGAGACGGCGCAGGUGUACGAGCGUGUGCAGCGGCUGCAGCAGGCCACACCCUGCAUCUGGUGGAAGGCCAUCAGCUACCACUACGUGCGCCGCACACGCCAGGUCACACGCUACCGCAACGGAGACGCAUACACCACCACGCAGGUGUAUCACGAGCGGGUGAACACGCACGCGUCCAGCUGUGAGUUUGACUACUCGGGCCACGGGGUGAAGGACGUCUCCAAGCAGCUGCAGGGUCUGCGGGAGCAUCCGGCCGUGCGCCUCCGCUUCACCAAGUGCUUCAGCUUCGCCAGCGCGCGCGCCGAGAGCGCCUACCUCACGCAGCGCGCGCGCUUCUUCAGCGACAACGAGGGCCUGGACGACUACAUGGAGGCGCGCGAGGGCAUGCACCUGAAGAACGUGGACUUCCGCGAGCACGUGCUGGCCUUCCCCGAGCCCGCGCGCCGGCCCUGGUUCUCGCGCCGCGGCGUCUUCUGGCUGGCGUCGGCGCUGCUGUGCUCGUGGCCGCUGCGCGUGGCGGCCGAGUACCGCACCGCGUACGUCCACUACCACGUGGAGAAGCUGUUCGGCGAGAACGAGGAAGCCGACGAGCGCGACGACGGCGGCAGCGAGGGCGAGCCCCGGCACCUCUCGGGGCUGGAGAACGGCGGGCGCGGCCGCGGCGGUCCCACGCUGCGCGUCAUCUCGCGCGUCAACACCGUGGACAUCACCGAGCUGGAGUGGCACAUCCGCUGCAACCAGCAGAUGGUGCCCAGCUACUCGGAGGCGCUGCUCAUGGACCUGGACCUGGCCAGCGGCGGGGGCAGUGCCAGUGCGGGCAGUGGCGGCUGUACCCCCCGCGCCAACGGUCCCGCCAGGCAGCGGCGCCGCCACUCCAGCUACCUGCUGCAGAGCUGCCCGCGCUGCCACCGCUCCAGCAGCAGCUCCUCGCUGCCCUCGCGCGUGCGCGGCAACGUGGCCAUGGGCGCCGGCUCGCUGCCCUGCGCGGUGGGCGCGGUGAUGGCGGCCGGAGGGGCGGGCGGGGUCGGAGGUCGCCUGGGGCUCAGCCGCAGCGGCUUCUCCCUGGGACGCCUCCACGCCGUGCGCCAGCGCCGGCCCUGCCUCUUCCACUCCCGCAGCCUGGGGGGAGGCGCGGGCGGCCGGGCCAGCGAGGGCGGAGGGUUCCUGGGCCUGGGGUUCCGCGCGGCGGACGAGGAGAGACGGGGCGUGCAGUAG